This is a messenger RNA of Rangifer tarandus platyrhynchus (Svalbard reindeer), 669 nucleotides long. The record is from the annotation of a GenBank genome assembly. Lineage: Eukaryota; Metazoa; Chordata; Mammalia; Artiodactyla; Cervidae.
AUGGGGAAUGACAGGUACCCUUACGGCUUCGACUAUUUUGAAUCAGGGUUUCUAAUCCUCCGGGCAGAAAGCUGGCCUAGGAAAGAUGGUUACACCCCGGGAGCCGCACCCCGGGGCCGGACCUGGCCUGCACGCCCCGCUUUGUUCCCAGAGCGGGUUCUAGAAGCGCCGCCUCCCCGCAGCGCCCCCCGGCGGGCGCAGGAGGGAGCGCGGGGGCGCGCACGAGCGGCGCACGCCCGCUCUCGCGAUUGGCCGCGCCGCGUGACGUCACGGAGAGGCCCCGGCGGCCGCCGGGAGCGGGCGCCCGCGCGUGCGCAGACGCAGGGCGCUGAGGGGCGGGGGGAGGUGGCCGGCCGCUUCUCCCGCGUCCGCCAUUUUGUUGCUGUGGCUCUCGGGAGCGGGGUUGGGCACGGCGUCCCCGGCAGCGCGGCGCUCCCGGGGGGUCUGGGGCUUGGCGCGGCCGCGGGGCUCGGUGCGGAGCGGCGGGGACGCGGGACCGGUGCGCGCCGGGCCAGGACUGAACGGAGGCUUGGGAGCGGCUGUCGCCGCGCUCGGUUGGGCCCGCGCCCGGAGCCGGCUCGGCCCGUGAGGCGGCCCCGGAGCAAGCCGGCGGCCCGGAGGAUGCUGCGGGCCCGCGGCCGCGAGGAAGGCGCGGGCGCGGCCCUGUAG